This is a messenger RNA of Vigna radiata var. radiata (mung bean), 1413 nucleotides long. RefSeq names its product protein FAR-RED IMPAIRED RESPONSE 1-like. Gene Ontology annotation, biological process: regulation of DNA-templated transcription. Lineage: Eukaryota; Viridiplantae; Streptophyta; Magnoliopsida; Fabales; Fabaceae. The record is from RefSeq and is a predicted model, not a curated record. The transcript has a single exon. Bases 1 to 1413 code for a protein of 470 amino acids.
AUGGAUUUGGUUGAUGAAAUGAAUGAGGAAUUAAAUACGGAUGAAGAGAGUAGUUUGAGGUUGGUUCCUACUUUGGACAUGUCUUUUGACACAAUGCAAGAUGCAAAGAAAUUUUAUCAAGACUACGGUAGAAGAAGUGGAUUUGGCAUUCGAACCAGAACUUCUAAAAAGGAUAGCAAGAACGUGGUGUAUUACUUGAGAUUGGUUUGUUCUAGGGAAGGUAAAUAUGUUUCCAGCAUUCGUCCAGAGGUCAAAACUCUUCCCAGUCAGACUAAUCAAUGCCUUGCUGGAAUAACCAUUGCACGAAAAAAAGACAAAUGGUUUGUUAGAACUGUAGUUUUAGAUCACAGUCAUGAGCUGUGUCCACAAACCUCCAAUCUAAUCCGUGGUAAUAGGCAAUUGAACAUGCAUGCCAAACACACUUUGGAAGUGAAUGAUGAUGCUGGUGUUCGUAUUAAUAAGAGUUUCCUUAGCAUAGUUAGUGAAGCGGGUGGAUAUGAAAACAUGCAAUUUGUUGAACGAGAUGCUAGAAACUACAUUGGUCAGCAUAAAAGGUCACUGUGUAAGGAAGGUGAUGGACAAGCAUUGCUUCGACACUUUUCAAAAAUGAGAGACCAGAAUAAUGAAUUCUUCUAUGAAAUCGAGAUGGAUGAAGAUAAUAGAAUUACUAGUGUCUUUUGGGUAGAUGCUCAAAGCCGAGCUGCAUGUGAGGAGUUUGGUGAUGUCGUGUCGUUUGACACCACGUACUUAACCAACAAGUACGACAUGCCAUUUGCUCCAUUUGUAGGAGUUAAUCACCAUGGACAAUCGAUCUUACUUGGUUGUGGAUUGCUGUCAUCAGAGGACACUUAUUCAUUUAUAUGGUUAUUCAAAUGUUGGUUAAGAUGCAUGGGAAACAAGGCGCCGAACAAUAUUGUAACUGAUCAAUGCAAGGCCAUGGCAAAUGCAAUUGAAGAAGUGUUCCCAAAAACAAAACAUAGGUGGUGUUUGUGGCACAUUAUGAAAAAAAUACCUGAAAAAUUUCAAGGGUAUAAGAAUUAUGUUGGAAUCAAGUGUGAUAUAAAAGUGGUUGUCUAUGAAUCUGUUAGUGCAAUUGACUUUGAAACUGGUUGGAAACGACUACUUACCACACAUGGCUUGGAAAAUAAUGAUUGGCUAUGUAAUUUGUACGAAGAGAGAGGGAAAUGGGUUCCAUGUUACUUGAAGAAUCACUUUUGGGCUGGUAUGUCAACUACUCAAAAAAGCGAGGGAAUGAAUGCUUUCUUUGAUGGUUUUAUUAAUUCCACUACCACACUGCAACAAUUUGUGAUUCAAUAUGAUAAUGCUUUAAAAGUAAAGGCCCAAAAAGAAAUAGAAGCUGACUUUGCCUCUCUAAAUACAAAAGUUGCAUGUGGGUCUCAAUCACCAAUUUAG